Cooperia oncophora is the source of this 330-nucleotide messenger RNA. The record is from the annotation of a GenBank genome assembly. NCBI's taxonomy places the organism in Eukaryota, Metazoa, Nematoda, Chromadorea, Rhabditida, Trichostrongylidae.
AUGGAGACAGUGACGGUGCGAAUGGCAAGAGGCGAUCGAGGCACCUCAUGGGGCUUUGGCGUCACCGAAGCGCCAAAUCGCGACGUUAUCAUAGUAAAUGUCGUUGGUGGUUCAUUAGCGGAUCGCGCCGGUCUUCGGGACGGAGAUAUCAUCGAUCAGCUCGAGGGUCUUGGAAACCUCGACAUCAACGCAGUUGAUCGUCUCCUCGUCACCUCACGCGAUAAAAUCGAACUUGUUGUACACAGAAUCGAAUCGAAGAGUAAAAGAGAGAAGAUGAAGAAAGAAGAUGGCGAAGAGGAGCGAGAGAUGAAUGAGCUGCUGAAGCAGUAG